GUGGCCCGGCAGGGCCCGGCAGCCAUGGCGCGAGCCGCCAGCCCCGCCGAGGUGGUGCGCGCGGCGCAGAAGGACGAGCAGUACCGCGGCGAGCUGCGGAGCGCGGCGGGCGGCGCCCUGCACAGCCUGGCGGGGGCGAGGAGGUGGCUGGAGUGGCGGCGGGAGGUCGAGCUGCUCUCGGACCUGGCCUACUUGGGCCUCACGACGGCCGCAGGCUACCAGACCCUCGGGGAGGAGUACGUGGGCCUCGUGCAGGUGGACCCGUCCCGGCAGCGCGUGCCCUCCCGGCUGCGCCGCGGCGUCCUGGUGGCGCUGCACGCCGUGCUGCCCUACGCGCUGGACAAGGCCCUGCUGCCCCUGGAGCAGGAGCUGCAGGCCGACGGCGCCCGGGCGGCGCAGGGCGGCCGGCGCGGGCUGCGGCCCUGGGUGCGGCUCCGGGCGGCCGCCCUCACGGAGCAGCAGCGGCGGGCGCUGCAGCGGGCGCUCUUCGUCCUCAGGCAGGGCCUGGCCUGCCUGCAGCGGCUGCACGUCGCCUGGUUCUACAUCCACGGCGCCUUCUACCACCUGGCCAAGAGGCUCACGGGGGUCACGUACGUAAGUAGCGGUGCUGCCACCCCUGGGCCGCAGCCACUCUUGACGGGGUGGGCCCGGGCCCGACUGCCUCGACAGCUCCGCGCCCGCCGCCUGCCUGGAGAGGACCUGAGGGCCCGCGCGAGCUACCGGCUGCUGGGGCUGCUGUCCCUGCUGCACCUGGCGCUGUCCGUGGGGCUGCAGCUGCACGGCUUCCGGCAGAGGCAGCGCGCCAGGAAGGAGUGGAGGCUGCACCGCCACCUGUCCCACCACAGGAGCUCCCUGGAAGACAGAGCGGUUCCCAGAAGCCCGCUGUGCACACUGUGCCUGGAGGAGCGCCGGCACGCCACAGCCACGCCCUGCGGCCACCUCUUCUGCUGGGAGUGCAUCACCGAGUGGUGCGGCACCAAGACGGAGUGUCCCCUGUGCAGGGAGAAGUUUGCUCCCCAGAGGCUGGUGUACCUGCGCCACUACCGCUGACCCCGCCCCCAGGGCCAGAGGGGAGGACCAGGCGCCUGAGGUCCACCAGGGUCUGGGAUGUUCGCUCCACCUCUCUGUCCCGCGGCUGCCCCUUCCGUCAACCCCCUGCAGCUCACCCGGAGGAGGGUCUGGGUUUCUUCCUCCCCCCACCCCAGGCAGCCAGGACCCCUCCCCCUGCCUGUUUCAAGAAGACGACUAGGAGCCUCGGGCUUACAGAGGCCAUGGCCUGAGUGUCCGUGGGGACGGGGCUGUGGUCAGAAGGGAGCCAGGCAGCUGGAGGAAGCAGGCGUCCCCCGGGUGGUGGGCAGAGGCUGGCUCCCUGCAGCUCGAGUUCUUCCCUGGCCCUGGCGUGGCCCCAGCCUUUCACGACGUGCAGUGCGCGUGCUACCGCAGGCAACACCACGCCACGUCUCAGCCGCCACGCACACGGGGAAGGAGUGGGCAGCGCAGGCUGAGUGCACUGGAUGACGUCCUAGCGCCGAGGCCCCAGAAGCCACCCCCCCACCUCCGGCUGCCUGCCUCGAUCCGGUACUUCCUGGUGUCUAGGACUGCCGGGACAGAACCUGGCCACGGGCAUCUAAGAGACGAACCCCACGGGACGACUGGGUGGGGUGCAGAGGCCCGAGCUGCAGACUCAGAACAGUUAAGUGCCCAGCAGCCAUCUCUGCUCACCUGUCACUCGUGCCAGGCGCCUCCGCGGGACUGGCUUUUGGCUGAGGCCGAGCUGUCUCGGCCCUGACCUAAGUGGAGCAGCUCCAGGCUCCCUGUCCUGGGUCAGCCGGGCGCCUGUCCUCCCUGCCCGAGCGCCGUACCACACCCGUGUUCCCAGAUUCACCACCACACUGGAAACGAGCGAGCCCAGUGCUGUGACGUGGUGACAGGUGCUGCCUGGGACGUCCUCCCAGGUGACGCGUUGGGAACAGAAAAGGACUUGGCGAGGCCUCAAGCUCAGAUCCGGGCCUGCAGACGGCCGGAAAGCCCGCAGGUGAAGGCGGGCGCCGCGGGGACACAGCCCACAGGGCAGCCGUCGUCACGCAUCACGCGUCCCACGUCCCCACGUGUCCCGCGUCCCCACGCACCGCGGCCUCACCUGUGGUGCUGUCGGCAGAGGGUUCUCCCCAGGAGGCCAGGGCACUGAAGACACCACCAAAGCUGGAAUUAAAGUCCCGCAGUGAA
This is a messenger RNA of Lepus europaeus (European hare), 2226 nucleotides long. It is a transcript of the gene PEX10, whose product is annotated as peroxisomal biogenesis factor 10. Gene Ontology annotation, cellular component: peroxisomal membrane. The coding region runs from base 25 to 1050 and encodes 341 amino acids. The transcript is spliced from 6 exons. The record is from RefSeq and is a predicted model, not a curated record. Gene Ontology annotation, biological process: protein import into peroxisome matrix. NCBI's taxonomy places the organism in Eukaryota, Metazoa, Chordata, Mammalia, Lagomorpha, Leporidae. Gene Ontology annotation, molecular function: zinc ion binding.